AUGGUCCUCUCCUUCCUCCCAGUCCAGGGGGCGCUCCUAGCCUACCAGUGCCUCGGCACGGGGCCCUUCCUCCUCACAAUCCCAGGCGCCAACGGCGACGCCGCCAUCUUCAACGAGGUGGCGCCCUACCUCGCCCAGGACUUCACCCGGCACGCCGGCCUGGUCGACUUCCUCAUCGCCCACGAGCCGCCGCUGGCCUAUGUCCUUGGCGGCGCCUGGGCCGAGGAGACUUACUCCGUGUUCGAGGGCAUCUACCAGAAGUUCCUGGCCGAUGGCAUCGAUGCUGCGACGCUGGGGUUCCUGGGCCCCGGCGCGGCCAACUCGACGGACGUCGAGACGCAGGCUGCAUAUCAUGCCCUGGUGGACCCUGCCAACAGGGGCAACGCGGAGCUGUUCUUCGGGCACGAGACUGCCGCGUACACUGCCGUCAAUGAGAGCAUACCUGAGCUGGUGGGCUUGGAGGACAAGUUUGUCAUGGAUAUAGGCGAGACGUGCAAUAUUCCCAGCUGCGAUAUCAGCGCCAUCCUGGCUUUCGAGGUGGGUGUGGACCUGUAUGUCACGCCUGGUGGACACUUGGGAUAUGUCUCGGAACCAGAGGGGUUUGCGAGACAGGUUUUGAGCAUAUUCGCUGCGCAUGGGAAAGCCUAA
Molecule: messenger RNA, 648 nt
Organism: Diaporthe citri
Lineage: Eukaryota; Fungi; Ascomycota; Sordariomycetes; Diaporthales; Diaporthaceae
Exons: 2
Coding region: 1-648 (215 amino acids)
Source: RefSeq, a predicted model, not a curated record